Anopheles nili is the source of this 1276-nucleotide messenger RNA. Its product is annotated as zinc finger protein 181-like. The record is from RefSeq and is a predicted model, not a curated record. Gene Ontology annotation, molecular function: RNA polymerase II transcription regulatory region sequence-specific DNA binding; DNA-binding transcription factor activity, RNA polymerase II-specific; zinc ion binding. NCBI's taxonomy places the organism in Eukaryota, Metazoa, Arthropoda, Insecta, Diptera, Culicidae. Gene Ontology annotation, biological process: regulation of transcription by RNA polymerase II. The coding region runs from base 1 to 1263 and encodes 420 amino acids. Gene Ontology annotation, cellular component: nucleus. The transcript has 2 exons.
AUGGCUUCUAUCGACCUGUCGCGCUGUAGAAUGUGCCUUAACGAUCCACCUAUGGAUUCACUUGUGUUUUCUGCCUUUGAUACAUUCCAGGGCAGAAUUCUUACGGAACUGAUCGACGAUCUUUUUGCUAUUAAGAUUUUAAACGACGAUCGUCUGCAAACGGUGUGCCUCGAUUGUGUAAACCGCAUAAAUACAGUCCAUAAAAUUAAACAAUUUUUCAUCAAAAAUGAUCAAAAACUCCAAGACAUGCUACAGAGUGAUGUUUCAACUAACACGUUUGAAGAAGAGGUAGUUUACACCGUAUAUUCUUCUCACCUCUCGAGCGACAGGGAAGCGAACAGUCAAAAGUUGGACGCCGCGUUACCGAAAAACAUUCCAUUGGUCAAAGCGGUAGUAAACCCGGAAGAAGAAAAUGCCACAUGUAAUUUAUCAUCAAACGUGAGCGCCACAACGGACAAUUUGGUUUUGCUAGCAAUCGAACAAGAACGCUUCGAUGAAGACUUGCGAGUGUUUGAAGAUAGCGACUCCAAAGAUGAUUUGCCAACUGAUGCUAAUAAAAAUCAGACCACGAUGGAAAAAUUCUCCUUGGAAAAAAGUGAAAAGUUGCCCAUACCACCUCACAAGUGCUACCUCUGUGGCGUCAUUUUCGAAGGUGCACUGGAGUUCACCCAGCAUUUGCCUACGCAUUUCGAUCAGGUACCCUACACCUGUAUGGAGUGUGACGGACUGGUUUUUAAGACGGUACGGGAAGCGAGCAAACACGUGGGGCUUCAUGAUGCGAACGAGCGUCCGUUUAAAUGUCGCAUCUGCCCGCUGCGAUUUCCUACGCGGGUCAACAGCUUGACGCACGAGCGUAAAUUACAUCGGUUCAAAUUGAAGCAAAUGCAAUCGUUAAAAGCUAAUGACACCGCCAAGCGGAAAUCCAUUGCCAAGCGUGUUUCCCUCGUCAAUGGCAACCCUCUAGACGGAGCGAUUUCAUCAAAACAGUAUCAGUGUGAGAUCUGUGCGGGAAAAUUUACGGCGAAGAAAAAUCUCACCCGCCAUCUGAUGAUUCACACCGGAGAAAAACCGUUCAAAUGUGACCUAUGUCAUCGUGCCUAUCGACAGGCGGGGGAGCUGAAAACGCACAUGCGGAUACACCAGAAGGAAUGCGACGAAGUCCAAGCUGGAGACAAAUGUGAUAAAAGCGUUCACACCGCAUCAGCGACUCUCACAUCCCUCCGGAAAUCACGUAGCCGCAAGAUCGCGAGGCAAGACAGUUGACUUAUGAUUUUGU